AUGUCAGGUUUCUUACAUAAACAAUGGAUAAAACAAAAGUUAUUAAAUUAUCUGAAUGAUAUUGAUGAACCUGUCAAAAAGCCUAUAAGAGCACAGAUAUUUGAGGUAUGCUCUUUUCGAUUGGAAACAGAUAAUUUGAAAGAAAAAACCUGUGCCAAAAUCCAUGAUAAACGAUUUUACAUUCGAUGUUUCUUUAGCGAAGAAUAUGCCUCUAUAAAACCUCUCGGUUACGACUGUUUUUUAAACAUCGAAAGAUUCAAAUAUUCGACUAAUAUUUCUCAUGGACUCGAAGAUAUUCGAUUAAUGGAUGUUCGAGAAGAUAAUGAUGUUAAAGUCGCGUUAAGGAGACGAUAUAUAAAACUUUAUCCAUUUUCUCAUCCUGGGUGGGGGUGGCGCCGUGUUCCACAUGAACAGAGGAAGAUAGAUGCAUUACCAGGCUGGGGAAGUAACACAGAAACAUUGGGACCGGAACCUGAUAUAAACAAACAAAAGUUAAGUGCAAUAGUUAGGGAAAAAUCAAAACAUUUCAUGAAAACUACGCCAGCAGAG
Messenger RNA from Racocetra persica, 549 nucleotides. The record is from the annotation of a GenBank genome assembly. NCBI's taxonomy places the organism in Eukaryota, Fungi, Glomeromycota, Glomeromycetes, Diversisporales, Gigasporaceae.